Messenger RNA from Aspergillus eucalypticola CBS 122712, 1061 nucleotides. RefSeq lists its product as uncharacterized. NCBI's taxonomy places the organism in Eukaryota, Fungi, Ascomycota, Eurotiomycetes, Eurotiales, Aspergillaceae. The coding region runs from base 286 to 690 and encodes 134 amino acids. The record is from RefSeq and is a predicted model, not a curated record. The transcript has a single exon.
UUAGACUCUUACACUUCGAAGAAUUGGCAGGGUAUUGAAAUAGCUCACUCAGGUCACGCGAUUGCCGCCCAUAGCACGUCCAGGCCCAGACCCAGCCGGUUAAGCCCCAAGUAUUUGCGUAUAUUUACUCUCUUCACCAGUCACCUUCCGAACAAAUAUCACCACCACACUUACGGUCGGCUACCAGCUCUUUCACCACAAAAAUUCUGCUACCUGUCCAUCGCAGAAAUGUCACAUAUCAUUCAUAAUCUAAUGGCUUGACCCGAAUAACUCGAACAAAGAACGAUGUUCUACAAUGCCCUCAUCCGAACCCACCACAUCACCUCCCGCAAAAAGGUGUCUGCGCUGAAACGCGCAGCCGAUAUACACAAUUGCUUCGUGCUUCUACGCUCUGGUGGUUGUCCAGGGAUAAUGUAUGUCGAGGCGAGAGACCAAACCGCUGUUGAGUCUUGGGUGACUGUCGUUCGAAAACUUCGGUACAAGGAUUUUCAACUAGCCACGCGACCAGGACCCCUCCACGACGAGAAUGAGACAGACCUUCAUGAUCAGAAGCAGUCACCCCACCAGACAAGAAUGAGGGUUAUAAGGGCCGGUGUGUGUGAGGUAGAAACCGUCAAGGAGUUUGGGAUUUUAAUGGAACAACGCGGUGUCUGGAAAUGGUGGAGAAAGGGGAUGGGAUACGUGGGUUGAUUUUGCGAUCGCUGCAAGUGCAUACGCAAUUCAUGGACUGGGCUCUCCCGAUGAUGGCUACCUAUUUCCUUGGAUAUCAUUCAGCCCGGCACUCUGCAGGAUCUGAGGCCUGAACUCGCGGUUCUGAAACCAGCAUACUAGUCUAGUCACCACAAUUGGAAGCCUCAACACAAGCAGCUGUUUCCCUCGCGUGCCAGGUCAUCCGAAUAUCGGCAAUUUACAGCCACGGAAAUGUGUGCAAUCUAGUGUCGAUACUACGUCAUCUCAUCGAAGCUAUAUACACGAACUCGAUGUCGACUUAUGCAGGCCUAGCUCACCCAUGCAAUGUUGAAUUGUCAUACUUAGUCGCCCAAUUACGGUGACCGGGCAAU